This is a messenger RNA of Scaptodrosophila lebanonensis, 2143 nucleotides long. RefSeq names its product protein vreteno. The record is from RefSeq and is a predicted model, not a curated record. NCBI's taxonomy places the organism in Eukaryota, Metazoa, Arthropoda, Insecta, Diptera, Drosophilidae. Gene Ontology annotation, biological process: spermatogenesis. The transcript has 5 exons. The coding region runs from base 36 to 2123 and encodes 695 amino acids.
UGGUCGUAUUUUAAGAUAAAAUCUGUGCGAUUACAAUGGGCGAAGAGAUAGGUUUUUCGAGUUGGGACCCUUUGGCGGAGGAUUUUAAUAACGAAGAACUUAAUAAGUACGAAAGCGGGCCAGGUGGAAACUUACAGGCCGAAUCUAUUUCACAUACGGAAGGAAUGACAAAACGUGAACUAAAGCGGAUCAAAUAUCCAUACAUCGUAAUAAAAAAAAACGGAAAGCAUAUAAACGAUUUUAUGUUGUCAAAUUAUAUUGGAUCGCAACUUAUUUAUGACAUGGAGUUUAUCCCUAGCAAGUUACUUUUUUUUGUGUAUUUUCACAACAUUACGGCAUUUGAAGAGGCAUUCAUAAAGUUGCAACGAUUUAAUUUUGGUUUGGAUUUUGUUGUGGGACGCCCACCUGCAGAGGAACCGACUACCAAUCAGGACGUUGAGCAAAAUGAACAACCGGAGUCGACAUCAAACCCCGAAUCAACCGAAACAAAUACUUGCAGCCUUACCAUAGCAGAAGACAAGCAGGAGCAUCCACCUUUCUUUCCCGUUCCCUUGGUAGUUAAAAAAGAUUACACCGCCAAGAAUUCGCAGCUGGCGAUCAACGAUGUGAACAGGCGUUACCUAAGCGUAAAGUUUGACUUCACCCUAGAGCGUCAUGGCGCUUACGUUCUGAAGGAGUCCAUCGAUGAGGAUUGCGAGCGCCAAUAUCGCUUUGGUCGGGUGUUGACUGUUGCUAAAACCCCGCCAGCAAUGCCUAGUACUGAAAGUGUAUUAAGUGACGAAGAAUUGAAAGCUUUGUUUGGCGCAAUGAAAUGUUGUGACUGCGAGCUACAUACCGACAAUAGCUGCAAGUAUUGCGGCAUACCUUAUUGCAAUGCAAUUUGUUUUAAUGCAAUUUGUGAUGAGCAUGAGAAACUGUGUAAGAACUUUGCUAAGCUUCCAGAACUGGAACGUGUAAAAAAUAACAUGCGCUGCAAGAUACCAAAGUUGCAACAGCUUGAAUUACCUCCAUCUGGCUCCAGUGUUCAAAUCACCGCCUUCGAACAGACCAAUGUAGUCUACAUACGGUCAGUAGAUAUGCAUUCCAGUGUGGCUUACAUCAAAAUCCUGUCAACCGUUAUGAGAAAGGGGAAAUGUGCACCCAAAUUGAAGCAUUUGCCGCAGACCGGACAAAUUGUAAUUUACAAAUUCGACAGAGAGAUUGUGCGCGCCAUGGUGCUCAAUGUGGACGAUCCACAGGCGAUAUACCUGGUCUGUGUCGAUUUCGGAAAUAUCGAGAUCACAACUCUGGAUAGUCUGUAUGAGUGUAGCACAGACCUGGCCGAACUGCCUCGUUACGCCAUUCCUGUAUUGUUACGGGGUAUUCCCAGACGAUAUAUGCGCCCAGAGGUGCGCAAUGUGCUCUACCAGAUUCACGAUACGUUUUCAUUUGUGCUGAAGUAUAAUGAGCGCGAGUUUGAUUCUAAUGGAGGUAUGCAGCGGGUUCUUCUCUUUGAACGCGAAAUGAAUUUGAGUCUCAAUCGGCUCAUGAAAACUUUACUAACACCCGUUGAGCCAUCGUUUGACAUCCCAGGCUUGACGGAGAAGUUUCUGAAUCAUGUGUCCUUACCAACUGGUAAAAAUAAGAAAUUGGUCAUUAUGAGCAAUUUUUAUUGUAAUAUUGGUCUUUUGUAUUGCACAACCCUGGACUUUGCAUACGAAAUCACAUUGAUGCAACGUGAUAUGCAAGUGUAUGGGGAAUCCGAAAAAGCAUUUACAUACUUUGCCCCAUCAAGAGGCGAGUUGUGCAUUGCUAAAUACUAUGGGAAAUGGUAUCGAGGAAAGUGCGUAAAUCUUGUCGGCAAUGGUUAUCCAAGCAUUUUGUUCAUUGAUUAUGGCCAUAUUACGCCAAUACACAUUAACAGUAUACGCCGGUAUCCACCACAAUUUGACUUCCCCAUAUUGACAACGGAAUUCGAUAUAGUUGAUCAACCGAAUGACUUAACUGAUGAGAUGAUUGCCCGACUUAAGAACCACUUCCUAACGGGCUCUAUAAUUGAAUUCGAUGAGGUUAUUUUCAAUGAAAAGCAAAACAAUUAUUCGCUUCGUAUCAAUGAUUUAUUUAAGAUACUAAAUGGUGCCUGAACUUGUGUGCAACAUUUUCC